Messenger RNA from Cuscuta campestris, 918 nucleotides. The record is from the annotation of a GenBank genome assembly. NCBI's taxonomy places the organism in Eukaryota, Viridiplantae, Streptophyta, Magnoliopsida, Solanales, Convolvulaceae.
UUCCCAAUUGCAUUUCCACUUCUCUCUUCUUCUUCUUCUCCUGCCCUUCAUGAAAUCAAUGGAAUCAUCGCAAGUGGAGUUCUCUUUGGAAGCCAAAAGGAUUACGAAGGAGGACUUUGAAUUCGUCGCCGGAAACGCUUCCGAAUCCCAUGCCAACUCCCUCGCCGCCGAUGAACAGAGAUCUGAUCUCCGGCGAGGCCCAAUCUCAGAGGAGUCAAUUGAUGACAAAAUAAUGGUGCAAAGACAGAGGGCAAAAGUGGCUGCAAGAACUCAUAAAAACAUAAGCAACGAGAGUUCUUGCGAAACAGGCGAAGACGAAGAAGGCGAAGAAGAAGAAAAAGAAGAUAGAGUGAUGAAGGAGCUGAGGAAAUUGCAGAGGCAGAACAUGGUGACACAAUGCCUGGUGUCAGCACUAAUGGUGCUGACCCUAACAUGGCAGGUCUCAGAGGUGUCUCUGAUCCUUAAGCUGAAAGACGGCCUGAACCACCCGCUCCGAUCAUUCGGGGGUUUCGUCUCCUGGAUGCUCAGGCGCCGCCUUAAAGCACCCCAUCAAGGAGAAGACGAAGAAGAAAAAGAAGAAGAAAGAAAACAGAAGAGGCAAGGCGAUGAGGCGUCGCGAGCAUCGCCCUUUCCUGCCAUUAAGAUCCCUAAGCUCUCCCUCCCAUCGCUGGACUUCAUUACAGAAGAAUGACGAUUGAUGAUUUGGACACCGUGACAGUGAAGGUGAAAAAAAUAGAUAAAGUUGAUCUUCAAAUUCUAUGUUCAUUCUUCAUUGUGUAACUCUUUUAAUCUUGUACUUCCUGGCUUUGUUCCAAACUAGUAUGCGCAGAUUGAAUAAUGCUGUAUAUAGAAUGCAACAUUUUGACUAUUAUUGGCAUGCAUUUGUACUCGUUCGUGACCUUAGAUAGGAACGUCUGU